CAUGAAAACAAUAUUUAUUUACAAUCGAAAAAAUUUCUAGAAGCUAUCGUUCGACUAGCACGUUUACGCAUAAGACCCAUUCCUAGCAAAAUGACCACCGCACCAGAAGAUUUUCCACAAUUGCUUCAGGCGAAGCGCUUCUGCGACCUCCUGAGCUCUACGGAUCGGCAUGUACGUAAGAAUGCGUUAUUUUCGCUGAAAAAUCUAAUACUAGAGAGCCGUUUGUCUUGUGACCAAAAUCAUCAAAUUUUCGUCACUUGCCAUACCUACAUUUUGAACGCGAUGCGCGAUUCGUCCGAAAUCGUGCGCGAGCACGGCAUUAAAUGCAUCAGCACGAUCGUAUUAAAAGUCCUACCGAGCACGGAUUUCUAUCUAUGCCCUCUCGUGAACGCCAUACUCGAGCGUCUCGGAAGCGCGGAAAUCAUCGAGCCAACCGAGGAGUUACGCAUGCUGCUCCUGCAAACGUUGCAUGAUAUUCUUAAUGCCUACAAUGAACAUCUCUUGGUAAUAUUUAUGAAUGAGUUUGUGGCGAUUCUGAAGCAAUCGGUGAAGGAUAAAUAUCCGCCAUGUAAGGAUAUCAGCUGCAUAUGCAUAAGUCAAAUAGCACAAUGCAUGCCGAAUCAAUUUCGGCCACAUGCUGCUUCCUUGGUCCAACCAGUUCUAAGUAUUCUCAAGCAUCAACAUCAGAAAAUCCGCAUUGCUGGCGUCAGGUGCAUUGGUGAUAUCAUCAUGCACAGUGACCAUCCCUCGCUGAACAACUGCGUUGGCCCGCUGGCCGAGAAACUAUUUGAUCGACAGUCUGCGGUGAGAGCAGCAGUGGUGCAUGUUGCUGCUAAAUUGAUGAUGAACUACAGAGAUCGCUAUUCGUUCUUCCAUAAAUUGCUUCCACUAAUGCUGACUGGAUUACAUGAUGAGGUCAAGGAGGUGCGUGAAGAGGCCCAGGAGUUGUGGGUGCAAGUGGGCAUUCAGUUUCAGAUAGAAAACGACAAGGAUCUCAAGGAUCGUUUGGAUUUCUUGGCGGAUCGACCAAAAUAUUAUCCCGCUGAACUGAAUCGUCCAAACGAAGGGUGUCGAGUGCUGGUCCAGCGUAAUAUCAGCAAAAUGGUGGAGGCGCUGUGCUUCGAGAUGCUCUCCUGGCAGGAAGAUGUCCGUGUGCGCUGCAGCCAGUUGCUGUGUGUUAUCGCACAGUAUGCCGAAGAGAGCAUCGUUGUGCAUCUCCCCAUGCUUUUGAAGAACAUGUACGUGGCCGUGCGUGAUAGUGAUGAGCGCGUUUCGGAGAAUAUUAUUCGCGCAGCAGAAAUCAUUGCUGCCUUUGCCCCGGUAAACAGCUGGACCGUCAACAUCCUUCCAGCCGUUGAAGGUUGUUCUAGCUUCGGAUGCAUCAAAAUCCUUGCUUGUUUCGUACGUGCCGCGCCGCAUGAGCUCAUUGAACCGGUUUUGCCGAAGAUCGCGCAAACCGUAUGCAAACAGAAUGUGACACACGUCCGAAAUGCGCUGAUUCACAACGAACUCAGGGAAUGUAUCAAUGCUAUUCAGACGCAAUUCACCACGGACAUGCCGCUUGAAAUUGCUCAGAAUCUCUUUAAUGCAAUCAUCGCUGUUGAGGGUAAUGGCGACGAUCUCGAGAACACUGACAUGUUGGAACAACUACGUAUCACGAUGAAUUUGAACUCUCAAUGUACUUUGUGGAAACUCUUCCUUCCGAAAUUACUCGAAAACAUCGAGUUUGAUACGCACACGUGGAAUGGUCAUUAUUUCGAAAGAGGUAUGCUACAGUAUAUUCUGCUUCACUCCGGCGCUGCCUUCGGAAGAAACCUACCAGCAAUGAUAGCCAUUCUCAGCAAAGCAUUAAACGAAGAAAUCGACCCGACGUCGAGGUUGACUAUAUUUAUUGCGCUCCAGUCUGCGCUAGAUGAUGAAUCGUUUAUAGAUCCACAAACGCCUGAAACAGAUACAUUUCUCAAGACCCUAAUAUCAGAAUUACUUGCACCGGCUUUAAUCUGGAAAGCAGGCGCAUCUGCCGAAGCACUCCGAACAGCUGCGGCGUCAUGUCUUGCAAGCGCGCUAGCUUGCGGGAAAAACUGCGAAUUGUUCCAAGCGAAAGAAAGUUUUCAACCAUUAAUCAACGAGGUACUUCCCCUUUUGAUUUCAUUGAGCGACGACACCAACCAGGAGAUUCGUAUGCUCUCCCUUGAAAAUAUGCAGCUGCUCAAGCAGCACUUGGUGGACAUGGAACUAUGGAGCGCCGAGUUCCUGAUCACUUGCUAUCCGCAUGUUCUUAAGCGUUUGGACGACCCCAUUGAGGCAGUGCGUAACUUUACUGUGGGCGUUCUUCGCGUGAUCCUUGAAGGUCCACCAGAUCCUUUUCUAGCGCCAGUUUACCGCAACCACCAUGAGUUUAUCAUUGAUACAUUGUUCGUACACUUCGAUGAUAUGGAUGAAGAAUUUAGAAGUCGAGUCCGAUCUGCUCUUGACAUGAUGAUCGAAAUUAACGCGCCCUUGCUGAAGGAGAUUGCCGAAAAGCACAAACCGAUUGUGCGUAAUCAGUCCGGGUGCGACGAGAUCCUCAAGUAUUUGGACAGCCUGCAUAUCAACUAAAAGUCUUCCGCUGUCUUGAUGUUGCUGACAAAAGAAACACAAAAUCAAUACCAAAAACUAGCCAAUGGGUUCUUUUCUUACCAUUCACCAGAAUGUAUUUCCCUGGAUUUUUCGUAAAUAUAAUUAAAUUUACAUUGUAGAAA
This is a messenger RNA of Dalotia coriaria, 2741 nucleotides long. It is a transcript of the gene Dnaaf5, whose product is annotated as Dynein axonemal assembly factor 5. The record is from RefSeq and is a predicted model, not a curated record. Gene Ontology annotation, biological process: cilium movement; outer dynein arm assembly; inner dynein arm assembly. Gene Ontology annotation, cellular component: cytoplasm. Gene Ontology annotation, molecular function: dynein intermediate chain binding. Lineage: Eukaryota; Metazoa; Arthropoda; Insecta; Coleoptera; Staphylinidae.